Alternaria arborescens is the source of this 1449-nucleotide messenger RNA. RefSeq lists its product as hypothetical. The transcript has 2 exons. The coding region runs from base 1 to 1449 and encodes 482 amino acids. Lineage: Eukaryota; Fungi; Ascomycota; Dothideomycetes; Pleosporales; Pleosporaceae. The record is from RefSeq and is a predicted model, not a curated record.
AUGGCGGAUCCAGCUGCCGUUUCUGAUGUGCCUCCUGUGGAAGAACCCGAAGCGCCUACCGAGCCAGAGCCCGCUCCAGAACCUCUAGCAGAGCCGCCUGCUGACCCAGCACCCGAAGAGGCUGCCCCAUCCACUCCUAAGCCUGUUGUUGAACCAGAACCAGAACCAGAAUCGCAAGCGGAGCCCGAGGCAGCACCUGAGAAGACACCAGAGCCUGUAGCCGAAGCGCCUCCUGAGCCAAAAGAAGAGCCUCCAGUUGAAGGUAAGCCUGAGCCUAUUCCUGAAGAAUCGGUACCAGAACCGGGACCGGAACUGGCAGCCGAAGCUCAUCCUGGGAUCGAGGAGCGUCCUGUUGGGGAUCAGCCAGCACCUAAUUCCGAAGAACUGGUAGCAGAGCCAAAACCAGUACCCAAGGAGGUACAAAAGCCCGCAGUCGAAGCUCUGCCUGAGCCAACAGACGAGCCCAUAUCCAAGAACCCACCUGAGCCUGCUGCCGAGCUGGCGCCCGAACCUGCUCCCCAAGAACCAGUCGCAGAGCCGCCAGCCGGAGAGUCUGAAGCUGCACCUGCUCCGGUUCAACGUUCCAUGGAUCCUGAAAGGGAACCAGAGCCAGAGUCUGAAAGUGUUCCAGAAGAAUCGCCAGUAGAGCCAUCAGCUGAAGAACUGCCAACGGAACCUCGAACCUCAGAACCUGAAGCUACACCUGCUCCGUUGCAACGUUCUGUCGACCCUGAGCCUGAGCUACAUACUGAACCUGAAGCUGUUCCUGAAGAACCUCCAGCUGAAGUACCUGAAACAGAAUCCCCAAUCGAACCUUCACCAGCAGUACCCGAAGCGGUUCCACCAGCAGAGCCUGAGCCUACAGCAGAGCCAACGUUGCAAGUGCCAGCUAUAGCACCUGUCGAAACCGAACCUACAGAACCUGCGCCAGCAAGUGAGCAAGUGCCUGAGCCUGCCGCUGCUCCUGAAGCUGAGGCCGAGGCUAAAUCUACAUCUGUGCCUGUCACGAGGGUAGCCGAAGCAGAAGAAGGCGCUGGGGCAGUAACUGAGCCUGAAACCGUGGCAGAAGAACCCGAGCCAGCACCGGCUACUGCGCCUGGAGUUGCCCCUGAUUCCGGAGCAGCAGAGCCAGGAGCACCUACCGAACCUGCACCCGAGCCAGAAGCCGCGCCUGCAUACACAGCUGCAGAGGCAGAGGACGUGCCAACUGCAUCUCCAGAAGCUCUUGCACCUGAACCCACACCAUCUGUAGCAGAAACAGAAGCACCAGCUCCUUCUGUGGCAACGACGACUGCAAAAACUCGCAAGCGCGACAAGGUCAAGCUACUUGCAGCUAUGCGUGCACCACCCGAGUCUGUUCCUAUCAUGGUGCUUCUCCGCCAGAAGAAGAAGGCUGGUGAGGAUGUCAAGGCUAUAGCAGACGCUAUGCUUGCAGCUGCAGGAUCGUGA